Messenger RNA from Sphenostylis stenocarpa, 2208 nucleotides. The record is from the annotation of a GenBank genome assembly. NCBI's taxonomy places the organism in Eukaryota, Viridiplantae, Streptophyta, Magnoliopsida, Fabales, Fabaceae.
AUGAGGAGUGUUGAGGAGUCAAAUGAGAUAGAAUAUAAUGUUGAAGGUUUACAAAUAUUCAGCCUGGCUGAGCUUGUAGCAGCCACCAACAAUUUCUCAAUUCACAAUAAGAUUGGUGCUGGAAGCUUUGGUGUUGUAUACAGAGCCAAACUCGUUGAUGGUUGUGAGGUGGCUAUCAAGAGGGACCAGACCUGGCCAGAGAGAAAAAUUGAAACGAAGUUUGAAUUGACCUUGUUGUCCCGGUUACGCUAUAAGAACGUGGUUGAGCUGAUUGGGUUCUGUGAGAAGAAAGACGAAAGGGUUUUGGUAUAUGAAGAAUGGAUCAUUGUACGAUCAUAUGCAUGGCAAGAACAGCGUGGAGAAGGAUCUGCAAGAGUAUCUGGUUUUGGAUUUUUGUUGUAUUCGUUUGGAGUAGUACUGCUUGAACUGUUAAUGGGAAAGACAGCUGAUGAUUUCUCUCUAUUUCAUGGGAAAGGUGGAAGUAACCGUCCGUUAAGUGUGGUAGAGUUUGCAGUGCCUGCUAUUAUGGAUGGACACUUGGUGGAAAUUUUGGAUUCAAGGGUUGGACUACCUGAUGUGAAUGAAGCAGAGGCACUGCAGUUAUUGGCCUAUACCGCUGUCAAUUGUGUGACAAGAAAAGGAAAAGAUAGGCCAACCAUGGCUGAGAAUGAUAUGUUCAGAAAACCAAUAAAAAUAGCAAGGUUUAACUUUGAGGGAGAACCCCUAGAGUUAUCUGAUGCAGCAACAACAGCCAAGGCCAAAACUAACCUAAUACAUCUUGCAUUGCUUGGCAACUUCUCAACACCUUCUCUUGGGUUGACUUGCGCCUUCGCAGCACUCUGUCUCUUCCAUAUAGAGGGAGUAAUGGAUCUCCAGUCCUUCAACAAGGAUCAUACAUAUCCAUAUAUACUUUCACUUGCAAAGAAUCAAAUGGGUGAUGAAAUUUUUGAGAGCAUUGAAAUGAGCUAUAUGACAGUUGAUGCAACAAGUUAUAGCUGGAUAUUGGACAGAGCGAUAAGGAGUGAUACUGAUUCAAGUUUGGGAGCAUCCCCUGUCCAUAGUUUUUCUUCAGUGGUGGACUGUGCCAUAAGGAGUAGGACUCCCCUGACUGAGCUUGUAGCAGCCACCAACAAUUUCUCACUUCACAACAAGAUUGGUGCUGGAAGCUUUGGAGCUGUCUACGGAGCCAAACUCGUUGAUGAUCGUGAGGUGGCUGUUAAGAGGGGUGAAGCCUGGCCAAAAAGAAAGAUUAAAAUAAAGUCUGAGUUGACCUUCUUGUCUCGGCUACACCACAAGCACUUGGUUGGACUAGUUGGGUUCUGUGAAGAGAAAGAUGAGAGACUCUUGGUGUAUGAGUACAUGAAGAAUGGGGCGUUGUAUGAUCAUUUGCAUGACAAGAACAAUGUGGAGAAGGGUAGCAGUGUGUUGAACUAUUGGAAAAUGAGGAUCAAAAUUGCUUUGGAUGCUGCGCGGGGAAUAGAAUAUCUUCAUAAUUAUGCAGUUCCAUCAAUUAUUCACAGAGACAUCAAGUCUUCUAAUAUUCUUAUUGAUGCUACUUGGACUGCAAGAGUAUCAGAUUUUGGAUUGUCCUUGAUGAGUCCGGAACCUGACCAUGAUUACCGUCCAAUGAAGGUAGCAGGAACCCUUGGAUACAUUGAUCCUGAGUACUAUGGUUUAAAUGUAUUGACGACAAAGAGUGAUGUUUAUGGGCUUGGAAUUGUACUGCUCGAACUUUUAACAGGAAAGAGAGCUAUAUUCAAGUAUGACGAAGAUGGAGGCACCCCACUAAGUGGCACCCCACUAAGUGUGGUGGACUUUGCAGUGCCUCCUAUUUUGGCCGGAGAAUUGGUGAAAAUUUUGGAUCCAAGGGUUGGACCACCUGAUGUGACUGAGGCAGAAGCAGUGGAAUUGGUGGCCUAUACAGCUAUCCAUUGUGUGAAUUUAGAAGGAAAAGAUAGACCAACCAUGGCUGACAUUGUGGUCAAUUUGGAGAGGACUUUGGCUAUUUGUGAGAGUAGCCAUGAUAGCAUUUCCAGUGACACUAUCCAUUGUGUGAAUUUGGAAGGGAAAGAUAGCCCCACCAUGGCUGACACUGUGGUCAAUUUGGAGAGGGAUUUGGCUACUUCUGAGACUAGGCAUGAUAACAUCUCCCGUGGCCUUAUCUCUUGCUUCGAUCUCGAUGAAAGCAAGACAUCAAUGAAAAGAUAG